Striga hermonthica is the source of this 1147-nucleotide messenger RNA. The record is from the annotation of a GenBank genome assembly. Lineage: Eukaryota; Viridiplantae; Streptophyta; Magnoliopsida; Lamiales; Orobanchaceae.
CGGACUCACAUACCGAUUGAGGGAUAGAGUGCCCCUUCAGGUGAGUCAUAUGCAAAGGCUAGUCGACGUCAGCGACACCACUUUCCUUGAGAACCUCCGUAUGGACAGAAACUGUUUUGGUCGCCUUUGUUUCCUCAUUGAAAAUUUAGGGGGUCUUGUUCAAUCUAGAAACGUUGCUCUGAGUGAACAAGUUGCCAUGUUUCUUUCAAUCCUCGCACAUCACAAGAAGAAGGUCACCUUGAAGUUUGACUUUACGAGAUCAUGUAGAACCGUAAGCAAGUACUUUAACCGUGUACUUGAUGCGGUAAUCCACCUUCACACCGUCCUAGUCGCCACACCUAAGCCAGUUGAGGAUGAUUGUUCAGAUGCACGGUGGAAAUGGUUCAAGGGGUGUCUAGGAGCACUAGAUGGUACAUACAUUAACGUCCGAGUCCCAUCGAAAGAUAGAGGAAGAUAUAGGAAUCGAAAGGGUCAAGUAUCAGUUAAUGUACUUGGGGUGUGCGAUAGAAAUAUGAACUUCGUCUACAUGCUUUGUGGAUGGGAGGGGUCUGCUGAUAAUCGAGUACUAAGAGAUGCAAUCACUAGGGCAAAUUCUCUUCGAGUCCCAAACGGACAAUAUUAUUUGGUGGAUGAUGGUUACACUAAUGGUUCUGGCUUUCUAUCGCCAUAUAGGGGUGUCAGAUAUCACUUAGAUGAAUGGGGUACAGGGUCCCGUACUCCACAAAACUUUAGAGAACUCUACAACCUUCGGCAUGCCAAAGCUAGGAACGCGAUUGAACAUGCUUUUGGCGUUCUAAAAAUGCGUUGGGAAAUUCUUAGGAAGGGCGGCGCAACCUCUAAACACCGUGUGUGGACAUCGACUGAAGAGAAUGCCCUAGUUAAUGCUCUAGAGGAUAUUGUAACCGAGGGGUGGAAAACGAAAAACGGCUUCAGAACUGGCUAUGCAUUUCAGUUGGAAAAAAAGAUGAAGACAUAUCUUCCCGGAUGUGAAAUUCGUGCUGACCCGCACAUAACUUCCAAAAUGCAUGUUUGGAAGAAAACAUAUGCGAGUUUGGCCAAUAUCAAAGCAAAUAAAUCGGGUUUGGGAUGGAAUGAUGUUUCAAAAAGCUUCUCUUAUGAUGAUGAUAAGUACCAAUCGUUGAUGAAG